AAAUUAUUGUCAUAUGCAUUUAUCUUCCCUCUUAUGAGGGCUCAGAAGUGAUAACACCCCUGGUUUCUGAUCCCAGUGGGAGCUGGCGUGCGUGCUGCCUGCUGCCCCCCUCCAUUAGCCACGGCUGUUGGAUUUCCCACCCAGAAUCUUUAGGUAAAUGAGAUCAUGAUUCUGGAAGGAAGUGGGGUAAUGAAUCUCAACCCCAGCAACAACCUCCUCCACCAGCAGCCGUCCUGGACAGACAGCUACCCCACGUGCAAUGUUUCCAGUGGGUUUUUUGGAGGCCAGUGGCAUGAAAUCCAUCCUCAGUACUGGACCAAGUAUCAGGUGUGGGAGUGGCUCCAGCAUCUCUUAGACACCAACCAGCUGGACGCUAGCUGCAUCCCUUUCCAGGAGUUUGACAUCAACGGCGAGCACCUGUGUGGCAUGAGUCUGCAGGAGUUCACCCGGGCGGCGGGGACGGCCGGGCAGCUGCUCUACAGCAACCUGCAGCAUCUCAAGUGGAACGGCCAGUGCACCAGUGACCUGUUCCAGUCCACACACAAUGUCAUCGUCAAGACGGAGCAAGCCGACCCUUCCAUCAUGAACACCUGGAAAGAAGAAAAUUAUUUAUAUGAUGCCAACUAUGGUAGCACAGUAGAUUUGUUGGACAGCAAAACUUUCUGCCGGGCCCAGAUCUCCAUGACAACCACCGGUCACCUUCCUGUCGCAGAGUCGCCUGAUAUGAAAAAGGAGCAAGACCACCCCGCCAAGUCCCACACCAAAAAACACAAUCCGAGAGGGACUCACCUGUGGGAGUUCAUCCGUGACAUCCUCCUGAACCCAGACAAGAACCCAGGGCUAAUCAAGUGGGAAGACCGGUCCGAGGGCAUCUUCAGGUUCCUGAAAUCGGAGGCGGUGGCCCAGCUGUGGGGAAGAAAGAAGAACAACAGUAGCAUGACCUACGAGAAGCUCAGCCGAGCCAUGAGAUAUUACUACAAAAGGGAAAUUCUGGAACGUGUGGACGGACGAAGGCUGGUUUAUAAAUUUGGGAAGAAUGCCCGUGGAUGGAGAGAAAACGAAAACUGAAGCUGCCAACACUUUGAACACAAACCAAGACGGACCCCAAAGGAUAACAAACCCAGAACUCCUGGACAUAAAUAUCUCAAAGACUACUUUUCUCUGAUAUUUAUGUACCACGAGGGGAAAAAAUAUCUACUUCUAACGGGAAGAAGGAACACUACAGUUGAUAAAAUUAUUUUGUUACUUUGAAGUAUGUCCUAUCUGGGGAACAAGCGUACACAGUUUUCUGUGAAAUAUGAUGCUGUAUGUGGCUGUGACGUGUUUGGCCUCUAUUGUGAAGUUCUUUUCCACUGCAAGAGAAACAGGGUUUGCAGCCUUGUGCUUCUUGCCAAGAGAAAGAAAAAAAAUCAGAGGGCAUUAAAUGUUUUUAUCUGAAAAAUGAUUUAGGACAAGGUGACGUGUGCUCCGAACACCAGCAUCCACGUGAUCUCGACGAGAGAGGUGGGCGCGGUUGCUGGAUGGACGCCGGCGUCUCAGAUUGACGGGAUGAACCAAAGAACGCUGGGAAGUGGAACCCGACCUUUCGGAGCCAGUGAGUGGAAGAUGAGGACUUCCAAAAUCCAGCCGGACUGUAAUUACUGCAUAAUCCUGUGACUUGCAAUGUUUAAAUCAGCGAGAAGAAUAAUGGUGGGGGGCUUCAUACUCAUUCAGAAAUGAUUUACCUGAUGCCAAGAACGUCUUUCCUCCUCCCCCUUGGAUGACUGGUGAAAAACUUCCAUUGCCACCUCUGCUCACUUCUAGUUAUUUAAGAAAGGGUCCGGCCUUGGUUAUUUUUAUCCCAAUUGCUUAAAAAUAAAUGAGAAAAAGGAGGAGGUGAUGAGUUUGCUCUUGGAUUCCUAUAGUCCCCGGUGUCUCAAUUGGCACAAUUGACACUUUUGGCUGAAUAAGUCUUUGUUGUGCAUUGUUUGUCUGUCCUGUGCAUUGCAGGCUGUUUAGCAGUAUCCAUGACCUCUCUCACAAGAUGCCAGUAGCACUCCCAUCCCUGAAGUUGUGAGAAACAAAAAUGUCUCCAGACCUUGCCAAAUGUCACCUGGGGGGCAAAACUGCCCAUGAUUGAGAACCAGUGAUGUAGCCAGUUAAGAUGAAGACGGUAGUUUAUUCUCAGAACAAAAAGAUGUGUGAGAUCUUUUAGUCCCAAGAGUGAAGCAGAAGCAAGACUUCAAAGUCAACCUAUUUUUAAUUUUUAAAAUGGUAGGGACAAUGGGUUGAAAUAUCUAGAGGUACUUCUUUUCAGAAGCCCAGAUGAGAGCCAAAGUCAGAUAAAUUAAACAUAAUCACGCAGCAAGAACUAUAGUAGAAGACUUUUGCAAUGGGAUUAACAAAGCAGACUCAAAAUCAUACUGUAGGAGGAAACGCUGAGAGAAGAGUGUGUGUGUGUGCGUGUGUGUGUGUGUGAGAGAGAGAGAGAGAGAGAGAGAGAGGGAGAGGGGGAGAGGGAGAGGGGGAGUUGGUUCCGGGAAAGUCUUCUUUGCAGCUGUUCAUUCUUACAAUCUUUCCUCUUUGGGAGCACCUCUUUCCUGUCUCAUCAGCAACUCAUCCUAAAGUGAAUGCCCACAUUUGCUUUCAGAGGGAUGUUUUAUAAAAAAAGAAAGAAAUGGAAAAGAAAGGAAGGAUGGAAAAGAAAAACAGAAAACUCAGCUCAGGAGGCUUGUCAGUAAGGAGGUGGACUUGGUCUUCAACGAUGGCUUGUUCUGAGGCACCUGCAGAGUUGUCGUUGGGCGCUGCAAGCUGCGAGGAACAGGAGCCUGUGGACACUUUGGGUUUGACUGUCCAGAUCCCUUUUGCGACUUUUCUUUUUGGUUCCCCACGUCCUUGGCUUUCUCCUCCCUCCUGCCUCUCCAUCUUGAGCAAUAAUAGGAGGAUGAAGACUCCUACCAAUAAGAGGGAGUGCUCUUCACCAACUGAUGGAGCACUUACCCAGCAGGGUGAGUGAUUCACAGGCAAAGUUGCAAAGUGUUUGUCCUGCAUUCAGAAGUCUUGAAGCAAGAAGAAUUAAGAAUUUGUUCCAACUAUACUGAGAACCAUUAUGGGUGAUGACCUUGGAAGCAGAAACUUAGUGAGAUGGAUGACCUUCUGAAGGUACUACCAAGCCUACUGUGAUUUCUGUCGAGCUUGGUCACCUCCACAGAGGUGUUGUCAAGUAGCAGUUACUGAGGGACCUGAGAGAAAUAACAAUGAGCCGCACAGAUCUGAGACAUUCUUGCAUAAAAGACACACCUUGCUUCCAAGCAAGGCUAAAGAACUAUGAGGCCUUCCCAGCCUUUGACUGUACGUCCCACAGAAUGAAUUAAACAUCCAGAUAUUUAAAUUGCUGUAAACACCUAAUGUCCGUGUGUCUCUGUGUGUCUGGAUUGUGUGAUGUUAUUAGGGACAUAUGCUAAUGUGCUCUCUGCUAGCCCUUCCCUGGCUUUGCCAGUUCACCACCUAAAGUGGCUAGAUCCUUCCCUGAGUUUACCUUUCUCCAAACCAGUAAGUUUCUCACCUUCUUCCAAAUUGGCCUUGGCUCUUUCUGCACCCUCUCUGUUGAAGAGCAAGCCUUGCUAGGUGGUGAGUGAGUCUGGGGAGUACCAACGGGGACAGUUCUGCAGGUAAUCAACAGAUUGUGCUAUUUCUUGAAAGUGACAGUUUCUUGGCACCCAGUUCCUACUUAAAUAGGCUGGAGUAUAAAGAUCUCAGCAUAUCUCUCUACUGGCUUGAGUUUGGUGCAUUUUCUAUGUGCUGUUCAUGAUUUGGAGAACUCAAGGUAAUUGAGCCAUGCCAAUGCGGGGUGUGAACCAAAUACCCCCCACCAUGGUGUUGAAAGGGAGAGCAAAAUCCCAAAGAUAAGCCAGCAUCGGGUGAAGCCCCCUUCUUUUGGGGGACACACGGCUUCUCACUUGAGAAGCUCAUUUGUGCUGGAUGCUCACAUGGUGACUACACGUGGUCUUCUUGAACCCUCCUUAAGCUAAAGGCGUGGGCUCUUAUUUGUAGUUUUCAUGGAAACCUGAGGCAGGAAAUGUACUGCUAAGAGUUUACCAGACUCAGAUGAUCCGAGGCUCCUAGAUAUUUGACUUGAUGAAACUUGAGCAAGGCCCUGGCCCCCGGGGACAUACCCACAGCUCCUUGAACUUGCCUUCUGAGCAGGGCAGACCCAGGUUAUGUGUUUUCCUUUGGACAUGCUGGUCCUUCCUCAAUGUUUUUGCCUUGCUAGACUGUGAGCUCUUUGAGGGCAGGGACUGUGUCUUAUAAAUAAUGUUUUCCCAGUACCUGGCACGAGACAGGGGCUCAAUAAAUAUUUGUUGAGUUAACGAAUGAA
Equus quagga is the source of this 4357-nucleotide messenger RNA. RefSeq names its product ETS homologous factor (gene EHF). The record is from RefSeq and is a predicted model, not a curated record. Bases 166 to 1068 code for a protein of 300 amino acids. Gene Ontology annotation, molecular function: DNA-binding transcription factor activity, RNA polymerase II-specific; sequence-specific DNA binding. Gene Ontology annotation, cellular component: nucleus. Gene Ontology annotation, biological process: cell differentiation; regulation of transcription by RNA polymerase II. The transcript has 9 exons. NCBI's taxonomy places the organism in Eukaryota, Metazoa, Chordata, Mammalia, Perissodactyla, Equidae.